Molecule: messenger RNA, 766 nt
Organism: Salvia hispanica
Lineage: Eukaryota; Viridiplantae; Streptophyta; Magnoliopsida; Lamiales; Lamiaceae
Product: zinc finger protein 1-like
Biological process (GO): regulation of DNA-templated transcription
Cellular component (GO): nucleus
Molecular function (GO): DNA-binding transcription factor activity; transcription cis-regulatory region binding
Source: RefSeq, a predicted model, not a curated record
UUCCCUCCCUUUCUUUCCCCUCACUCUCUCACUCCAUCAAAAAUAAAAACAUUCCCCCCCUCUCUCUCUCUCUCUAGCCAUGGCUCUCGACGCUCUCAACUCCUCCUCCGCCCUCUCCCGCCGCUUCGACGACGUCGACCCCCGCGCCGCUAUGCAGUGGCCCAAAUCCAAACGCUCCAAGCGCCGCGAUCAGUCCGAAGACGAGUACCUCGCAGUCUGCCUCGUCAUGCUCGCCCGCUCCGGCGCCGCUCCCGGAGAAGACAUCAAAAGCGCCGCCGUCGCCGCAAAUUACAAGUGUAGCGUGUGCGACAAGGUUUUCCCGUCGUACCAAGCGCUGGGGGGGCACAAGGCCAGCCACCGCGGCAAGGCGGCGUCGGACGAUAGCAAUCACUCCGGCGCCGCGGCGUUGAACCCUAGCGGGCGGAUCCACGAGUGCUCAAUUUGCCACAAGCGGUUCGGGACGGGGCAGGCGCUCGGCGGGCACAAGCGGAGGCACUACGAAGGCGUGAUCGGAGGCAGUGCUGCCAAGAGCCGCACCACCACCUCCUCCACCGCCGCCGCCGUGGCUCGGGAUUUCGAUUUGAACAUGCCGCCGCCAGAGCUGCACUGUGAUGAAGAAGUGGAAAGUGCGCUAUACAAAUAAAUAUAUGCCUGUUGGAGUGCAUACUUAAAACUUUUUACUAUACUAGCUAGAUAGAAUUAUUUGUACACAGGAUUGGAUUCUUUGAUUCAUUAAUCAAAUUAGUCUUUUAUUGUGUUAUUAUUA